This is a messenger RNA of Nothobranchius furzeri (turquoise killifish), 3415 nucleotides long. RefSeq names its product transcriptional regulator protein Pur-beta. Gene Ontology annotation, molecular function: DNA-binding transcription factor activity, RNA polymerase II-specific; RNA polymerase II transcription regulatory region sequence-specific DNA binding; purine-rich negative regulatory element binding. Lineage: Eukaryota; Metazoa; Chordata; Actinopteri; Cyprinodontiformes; Nothobranchiidae. Gene Ontology annotation, cellular component: nucleus. Gene Ontology annotation, biological process: regulation of transcription by RNA polymerase II. The record is from RefSeq and is a predicted model, not a curated record.
AAAGAGCACGAAUCUUCUGACUGAAACUCCAAUUUUACGAUAAAGCGCAACGCUGAUGAAGAGAACUCACGAACUGUAAAUGAAAUCCACUCGGAUGUCGCUCAAGAGGCGGCGCUUUUUAGUGACGGGCAGAAGGGAAGGCUAAUGAAAUGUCAAACUUUCAAAGUGACAUCAUGAUUGGCAGUAAAACCAGCCAACCAGAGUCCAGGAAGAAGCGUCCAGUAUCCUCUGCUGCCGCGGAGAUGAGGGGGAGGGGUUGGGGGUCAAAGAAACGCAGAGAAACGGGCUGCUGGUGGUGAAGAUGGCGGAUGGGGAUAGUGGUAGUGAGCGAGGCGGCAGUAGCGGCGGUGGUGGAGGAGGAGGAGGCGGCGGCGGUUUCCAGCAUUACCAGCGGGAACCGGAGACCCAGGAGCUGGCCUCCAAGCGGCUGGACAUUCAGAACAAACGCUUCUACCUUGACGUAAAGCAGAACGCCAAAGGCCGGUUCAUCAAAAUCGCCGAGGUCGGCGCCGGGGGCUCGAAAAGUCGCUUGACCCUCUCCAUGUCAGUUGCUGCGGAGUUCCGUGACUACCUUGGGGACUUUAUUGAGCAUUACGCCCAACUUGGGCCUAGCACCCCGGAGCAGAUUGCUCAGUCAUCCGGUGGCGAUGACACCGGGCCUAGGCGGGCCUUGAAGAGCGAGUUUCUGGUGCGCGAGAACCGAAAAUACUACCUCGACCUGAAGGAGAACCAGCGGGGUCGGUUCCUUCGUAUCCGGCAGACCGUCAACCGAGGCCCCGGUUUUGGAGUUGGAGUGGGUGGCAUCCCCGGGUCUGGCCUGCAGUCCGGACAAACCAUCGCACUCCCGGCGCAAGGCUUGAUAGAGUUCCGCGACGCCUUGGCCAAACUGAUAGACGACUACGGGGGGGACGACGAGGACCUGGCCGGUGGCGGAGGAGCCAGGGGCUACAGCGAACUUCCGGAGGGCACGUCCAUCAUGGUGGACUCCAAGCGGUUCUUCUUUGACGUGGGAUCCAACAAGUACGGAGUGUUCCUGCGGGUGAGCGAAGUAAAACCCAGCUACAGAAACUCUAUCACCAUCCCCUUCAAGGCGUGGAGCAAGUUCGGCGGAGCCUUCAGCCGUUACGCCGAGGAGAUGAAAGAGAUCCAGGAGCGGCACCGGGAUAAGAUGUACGAGAGGAGAACCGGAGAGGAGUCCGAGGGGGACGACGUGGACGACGAUUGAUGCGGUGGGAGAGGUGGCUUCUUGUGAUUCAACGAUGGCAACAUGACGCAAAGCCCGGAGACGCACGAGAGACGGAGAGGAUGUUGUGCAUGACGAACUGAACUCUUAAAUGCUAAAAUAACGGAGUAAAACAAAGUAUAUUUGACUGAGAAAUUCUAUGUCUAAAGUUUAGGUGGAUGUUAUAGCCAGUGGAGUGCGGACUGCAGUAGUCGGCCUCUGUAUGAGAUUCCCCAUUGAUAAAAAUAUAUAUUUAAUAUAUAUCUAUAUAUAAAUAUAUUGAUUGUGCAUUUGAUAACCUCACAUGUAGCCCAGCAGGUUAGGUUCGGCAGAGGCGCAUCGGCAGGUGACCCGUGCUCUUCCUGAGAGUCGCCCGGUGCUGACCCGUAGUCCGUGUGAUGAAUAGGAAGAAAGCCUAAACUGUGCGACGCGCUCGAACCAGCAGCUGCAGGGUGGAUGUGUGAGCAGGAACGCCAGCGCCGCUCACCGUCGUCAUUUGUGUUUAAAGUGACCCGUAACAAACCGCUUGUCCAGACAGAUCCGCAGCACCCAGAGCCGCCGCCUCGGCUUACGUGGGGGACAACGCAGGACGUCCUCCCAGCCCAGCCGGGUCCGGUAACGGCUGUCUGUUACAAGCACACGACUCAUUUGGAUUCACCGCACUAUCCAAAUAAGUCCAAACGACCUCCCUUUUUCUUCCUCCCUUGCACCCCCCCUCUCCCCCUGAGCGUCCCCUCAGGUGCUCAUCUCUUGCUCCGACAGCCGAGAUGCAGAGAGGCCUGCUCACAUGUGGCUUGUUGUGUCUCAGGGCUGGAAAAUCCCUUCCACAUUCUGGGAUGUACCAGCAUUACUCGUGCCUGUGCAUCAUCCUCGAGAGGUUCUGGGUGCAGAUCUGGGUCCAUCCAGCAGCUGCAGCGGAGUCGUCUGGCAACUGAUGACGUCUCCUGUGAUACGGGGCCACAUCUGACCCGUGUGACCUUUCUGUCAGAGGGGACGCGGCGAGCACAGGCCUUUCACGCCGGUCACGACUCUACAAGUUAAAGCUUAAUAUUGCCAGGGUUGAGCUAUAAACUCGAGGGUGUCCUCGGUGCAUCGCUUGGAUCCUUGAAUCUUGAACUCAGACCAUUUAUGACUGAAGCGAUUUCAGUCUGAUUGUAACAAAAAUUAGGUGCUUUUAAAAAAGGAAAACCCACAAUGGGGUGUUGUAUCUAAUAUAUAUAUAUAUAUAUAUGUAUAAAUACAUACAUACAUAUAUAUGUACUGGAAGAGAUUUACUGACUAAAAAGAUCAAAUAUAGAUAGAAUUAUUUUGAAAAAGAUAUAUUAAGAAAUGUCUUUAAUAGGAGACAUUUAUUAGAUAACGCCGCCUAAAGUGGCUUAUUUAAAACACUAAACUUGGAUGCAACUGUCCGGGGUGAUAUUUCAUACCUGCUUUUUUCCUAAUAAUUCUUUCAUUCCUUAGAGGAAGUUUAAAGCCGAUCGAUUUCUCUGGUAUCUUCUAGCAAUUUCUACAGGCAACCUCUUUGAGGCACUCCAGUUCACUUUACACAGCUUCAAGUUGUCUGCUCAUUUCAGACCACACCUUUUACCACGCCGUCAUAAACUGGCGUUCCAUCAGUUGCCAUAUGACGCUGACACACACACACACACACACACAUGCAACCAUCAGCAUCGUGUUUUUAAUGCUCCUUUUAAGAAAAUUCUCUUCUUUAGCAUGCCUGCUCCCGCGCCGAGCCGCCUUUCUGUUCCUUUUGCAUCGUAUGAUUGCUGUUUGAUGGUUAUUUAUCCGUUUCUUUUUAGUGCAAGUUUGAUUUCUGUGCUGCAAUAGACUUAAGAAGGUUUACCCCUCUCAGCCUAAAGCGAAUAAGAAAAAGCCACAGCGUUCCCGUGUUCCGGGGAAAGUCACUCAUUGUCCCACUUCCUUUAGCGUGUGCGAAACCUUUAGUUGGAUUUGACUUCACCCACUUCAACACAGCAAAGAAACGCCAUAAAAAAGAAAAACACCUGGGAGCAAUAGUUUUUUUUUCUUUUCUAUUGAUAUAAAUAUAUAUAAGACUACACAUGCGAUUGAACUACAUCCUUCUUGUACUGUGUUACGUGAAAUGGCAGCUGUUUCAGUCGUGUGUGUUUCUGCUGUAAUAUUCUACCAAGAUCCUUUCAAUGAGAAAUAAAAAAAAGGUUUUUGCUCAGGAAA